AUGACCGCAUCAACUCCGAACCUGCGCUCUCUUCUCGCCCUCGCCUCCCUUCUCGUCGCGGUCGCCUCUGCUCAGCCCGGACGGUUCCCUUGCGGUGUCGCCGUUCCCAAUCAGCGGGCGUGCGAUGCUCUCUCGCACCCUACGGCGAGACGAGGCCUCCUCGUCCCCAUCGACUCGGAGUGCACCUCCGACCUGCAAUGCGACUUCGGGUAUUGCAGCGGCACAGACGACGAGCCUGGACAGUGCAUCGGCGGCUUGGGCGACUCAUGCGAGGGACCUGGCGGACCCGACGAUUCGCUGUGCGCGGGAAACUUGGGAUGUCAGGUGGAAGGUGCAGUGGGCAAGGCUGUCUGCGGCGGCCAAGGUGCAGACUGCUCUUUCCACGGAUCGUACAAGCCGAGCACCAAACCGAACCACCACGCCUGUCUUUCGGGAUUCUGCAACCCGCAAAGCCUGACAUGCUCGACCAAGGUCCUCGAUUCCGCCCAAGAACUGAAGGCUCAGCCGGCUGUUCAGCUUCCACCCCCUCGGCAACAACAGCGCUUCUCACCCGACUCGGACAACGAAGGUCCUGCCCACCGUCGCCGCGUCGCUCUCCCCGCCGGCGCAACUUGCCCUCAAGGCUUUUCGGUCUGUCCCGUCUCUCGACGAAGAGGCGACCAGGAGAAGCACUAUCUCGCGUGCUUCGACACGACGUCCAGCGCAACCCAAUGCGGAGGGUGCUCCAACAGCGAUGGCGGCCUGCGGGGACAAGCACCGGAAGGCAUCGACUGCACGGCCCUGCCUGGCGUCGCAAACGGUGGUUCGGCCGCGUGCAUCGAGUCGAAGUGCCGGAUCUUCUCGUGCGCGCCCGGAUACGACUUUGAACAGGAAGAGGGCGCAUGUGUCCUUCAACGAUACUGGUAG
This is a messenger RNA of Rhodotorula toruloides NP11, 906 nucleotides long. Its product is annotated as delayed-type hypersensitivity antigen-like protein. The coding region runs from base 1 to 906 and encodes 301 amino acids. Lineage: Eukaryota; Fungi; Basidiomycota; Microbotryomycetes; Sporidiobolales; Sporidiobolaceae. The record is from RefSeq and is a predicted model, not a curated record. The transcript is spliced from 5 exons.